AAUGCCUGCUGCAAGAUAUCUAAUCAGUUAGUCGUCCAAAAAGUGAUAGUCGCCCGUCUAAGGAGCGACACUUCCAUCCAACUUUAGACCGCUCGUAUUACUUGUCACCUUGCAAAACAUGAAAGACUACGCUAGAGAGGAGAAUGGAGGACUUAUUGUGAUGGCGUCUUGUGGCGACGAACGCUUCCCUCCGGAGAACAUGCUUGACGGGAAAGACAACACGUUCUGGGUGACUACCGGAAUGUUUCCCCAGGAGUUUGUGCUUAAACUUGAUUCAUGCAUCCGAGUAUCCAAGAUUACGACGCUAUCCCUGAACGUACGAAAACUAGCAGUAGAGAAGUGUGAUCAAGAGAAGCCGGACCAAUUCGAAAAGGUGUUCGAAGUCGAGCUGGCCAACCGAGGUGACCGGUUGCAGACGGAAGUGCACCAAGUCAACAUCCGGGCGAAGUACCUGAAGUUCAUGAUACUGCAGGGGCAUGGAGAGUUCGCCACGGUCAACAGGGUGUCCGUCGUGGGCGGUGACGACGACGGGGCGUACGACGAGCCAACGCCAGCGUACGGCAACGUGCAGCGGCAGCAGAGCUACGGCAGCGCGGCGGCGGGCUUCCCGGCGUCACGGCCGCAGAGCGGCGCCGCGGCAGCAGCUGGCGGCGGCGGCUUUGACGACGAGUUCUAGUCAGGUUCCUAGGACAGCCUCCUGCAGUUGGCUCCAUGCACGCAGGCAGGACCCAGCUGUAGGAAGGACAGUUGGUCGCAGCAGCCACUGUGCAGCUGUUCGCUUAGCUGGGCAGCUAGCCAGCGUGGGCCCUGUGCGGUGGCAGCGCAGGGCGCGCUCUGGGGGCUGUGCGCCGUAGUUGCAUCCUCGCUGGGCUGGUACCUGGCUGUGACUAAACUAGGGGAAGGAUGGACAUGGCACGGGGCGUGUGCGAGACGGCGCUUGGGUAGGACCUGCCUUGCUGUUGAUUGGGUGUCAGGCAGAAGGCACGUCAGGGCAAAGCUUGUGCAAGGAGGUGGGUGCGUCAGGUAGUUUGGGGGGUGCCAAGUAAGGGCUUGUUGGGAAAGGGAGGUAAGUACCAUGCCGCGCGUGCCCAUGCAUAUGUAGGGGUGGGGGAAGCGAGCGACAGCACGACACACUGCGCACUGUGCGGCACCAGGAGGCAGGGUGCCUUGGGUGCAAUGCAUUACCUUUGCUUCUUUGAAGCAAGGUGUUGGGCAUGCCGCGGCUCGGGUUGAGGACAUGAGGGACUUGUAUUGUUUAACUUUGAAGCACAUGAGGCGGGGCGAAGGGGCCAUGGACUUAGACCCACUUGUAUGGGUAUGGAUUGUUGUAUUGUAUGGUUCCCUGGCGCAGUGCAUUGCAUUGCGUCUUGUACAUAUGAAGGAAUCUUGCGAUGCGGGUGUUGCUCCGCAGCAGAGGUUGCAGAGCGUUUGCGCGUACGUAGCAACGCCUAAAUACAGUCUGACAUCUCGGCAACAUCUUGGUGCGGUUUCCCGACAUCUUCCCAGGCAUAUCUCCUGGCCCUAGUGUUCCAUGUGGCAUUUAUCCUGCCUAUCCAGCCUUUAAGGAUAGGAGGUCCUCUAGACGGUUCCAUACAUGGUGGUGUCUAAUGAGACCUGGAAGGCAUGUGGCAGGAGAUCUCGGCCAA
Molecule: messenger RNA, 1646 nt
Organism: Astrephomene gubernaculifera
Lineage: Eukaryota; Viridiplantae; Chlorophyta; Chlorophyceae; Chlamydomonadales; Astrephomenaceae
Source: the annotation of a GenBank genome assembly